AUGAAGUCGAAGAUUAAUCCAGACUAUGCGCAUCAUGUGAAGGCUCAUGAGUUGUGGGUCAAAGCGUAUUCAAAGAAAUCUGCAGCAAAGCAUACGGAUGGUCAAGAAAAAAUGGUGAACGCAAGCCCUCCCAAGCCUUACAACAAAAGUCCACCAAAAAAGUUGCCCAUUCCCGACGAGUCCUACGCCUUUGAAAAACGUGACAGAAACUCCGGGAAGAAUGGCAAAUGUAUCUCUCAACUGAGAACCGAAGAGAAAUUAAAAUGUUUUUCCAAAUUUCUCAAAAAAUCUCAGGUUAAUAAUGGAUUUAAUCAUGACAGAAAAUUUAAAAAACCUGAUAAACUUCGUUUCAAGAUUACACCUUCCGGUUCGUGUACGUCGCCAAUCACCAAUUGCAGCGAUCAGGCCUCCAAUAUUUCCUGCGCAAAUGAUCAAGAAUACGACGAAGGAGGAACUUCUACAGGAAAAGAAGUGGAGAAACCCUUGUCUUGGGAAAACUGCAUCGGAAAUUUAGCAGCAAAGAAGGAAUUAGAACAAGCAGUUGUCUGGCCACUGAAGCAUCCAUGGCUGUUUGAAUCAAGAAUUCGAAAACCCUACAAGGCCAGAGAACAUCCUCUCAGUAUCAUCUUCAUUGAUGAGAUUGACAGUGUGGGAGGCGCCCGGCAUGGAUCAGAGAGCAGAGCAAGUGACGGGACCCUCACUGAGUUGUUGCAGGAAAUGAAUGUCGUAUCUGAUCGCUCCUGCGUGGUUGUUAUAGGGGCAACUAAUUGUCCAUCAAAGCUAGACAAAGCUCUACUGCGGAGAUUGGAGAAGAAAAUACAUAUCACACUGCCGGAUGCGGACACAAGAGAGAAUCUCAUUAAAUACUACUUGGAGGAUACAUUGCACACCUUGGUUCUAGCAGACUUUAAAAAACUUGCCUCUCUAACGGAAGGGUAA
Folsomia candida is the source of this 939-nucleotide messenger RNA. Its product is annotated as vacuolar protein sorting-associated protein 4-like. The record is from RefSeq and is a predicted model, not a curated record. The transcript has 4 exons. Gene Ontology annotation, molecular function: ATP hydrolysis activity; ATP binding. Bases 1 to 939 code for a protein of 312 amino acids. NCBI's taxonomy places the organism in Eukaryota, Metazoa, Arthropoda, Collembola, Entomobryomorpha, Isotomidae.